Messenger RNA from Parnassius apollo (apollo), 1359 nucleotides. The record is from the annotation of a GenBank genome assembly. Lineage: Eukaryota; Metazoa; Arthropoda; Insecta; Lepidoptera; Papilionidae.
AUGUUAAUAUGCGCUGCCGAACUGACCACAGCUUAUAAAGUCGUAAAGCACCACCAAUCGUUUAGCUCUUUAGAUUGUACGACAAAACUGAAUGCCGUAAUGUAUCCUGAUUCAAGUAUCGCAGCAAAACAAUCAACUGCAAGAACAAAAGCUACUGCUAUCAUUAAAUACAUUUUAGCUCCACACUCGAUCGCGCAAAUUAAAACAGAAGUCGAAAAAGUUCCUUUUUACGGCAUUUCAACCGAUUCUAGCAAUCACAAAGCCGAAAAGUUAUUUCCACUGCUGAUACAGUACUUUACGGAAAAAGAAGGACUGCAAAUUAAAUUACUAAAAAUAGACUCAUUGCCGAAUGAAACAUCUGAUACAAUCACUUCAUUUUGUAUAAAAUCGUUGCAGGAUCAGAACAUCCCCGUACAAAAUAUUGUUGCUUUCAGCGGGGAUAACACAAACACUAACUUUGGCGGAAGAGAUAGAAGUCGGUGGCUUUCACUACUUCCAGCAAUUGAACGCAUACUAAAGUUAUGGCUGCCAUUGAAAGAAUUUUUCGCUAAGGAAGCAAAAGCCCCAAAAGCUGUAGUCGAUUUUUUUGCUGAUCCCUUAUCAGAAGUUUACACACUUUUUGUGCACAGUCAAGCAUUUCUGAUUGAAAAACAAAUUAAAAAUAUUGAAAAAUCAGUUAUUACCAUUGUUGAAGUGAAAAAUGUAUUACAGGAUACAAAAAAACAGUUGAGUGACAGAUUGAUAAAUAAAUAUUUAGGCAAUCAAACAACACAACUUUAUAACAAACUAAAGAAUGAAGGCACAAUUAAUACAAGUCAAUCCGAAACAUUUGACAAAGAAACAGGAGAUUUCUUUAACACUGCUAUAUGUUAUCUCGAACAGUGGACAGAGCCGAUGACAAAAUUUGAUGUUUUCGCUUGGAUGAUUUUAAAUGAUAUUCCUCAAUGGCAACAAGUAGAAGAAACUACAAAAUAUUUAAAUGAAAAGGAUAUAGGAAUAGAUGAUUCAAUGUAUGAAGAAUUUAUGUACUUAAAAUCGUUUAUUGAAUGUGAAAUCAGCGAUGAAUGGAAAGCUAAAAAUAUGGAAGCAAAAUGGAAACACUUUUUUGAAAAAACCGAAGAACUGGAAAGAAAAGCAAAUCUUCUUAAAAUGUGUCAAUAUAUUUUUGCAAUCCCAGGCCACAAUGCUCACGUAGAACGAGUGUUUUCGUUAAUUUCAGCGCAGUGGACGAAAGAACGAAGUUCACUCAGUGUAAGCACAAUCGAAAGCAUCAUUCAAUGCGUUUAUAAUUAUAAAAUGUCAUGCACGGAAUUUUAUAAUUACGUCAAAGGGGAAAAGGAAUUACUGAAAAAAGGUUAA